AUGCCCUUCUGGCGCUCGCGUGACGACGGCAGCGACAGUGCGAGCACCACGAGCCGCGGCAGCGCAUCGCUCAAGCCCGCGGGCCCGCCUCCACCAGGGGAGCACUCGCAGAGGUGGCCGCUCACGGCCUCGCUGUGGCGGGCCCUGCGCUUCCACGCGGGCUCCAUCGCGUACGGCGCCUUCUUGCUCGCCGUGACGCAGCUCUUGCGUCGGGGCCUCCAGUGGCUGGAGCGCCAGUCGGCGGGCGGCGGCACGGGCGUCACCAUGCGCUGCUUGCGGUGCUACACUCGCUGCCUCGGCCGGUGCAUGAGCUACAUCAACUCCUUCGCCUACAUCUUCGUCGCGCUCGACGGCGACGCCUUCUGCUCCGCCUGCCGCGAGACGUUCCUCCUCACCGCGCGCUACCCGGCGCAAGCCGUCAUCAACGUUACCGUGCAGUCGCUGCUCUUUGGCGUCCAGUCGGUGGGGAUACCGCUCGCCUGCGGGGUCGUCUCGUACGCCCUCAUCAGCAGCGGCGUGUGGCCCACCUGGGUUGACGCGGCGGGCAGGUGGUUGGAGGAAGCGGCGAGCGGCUCGCCCCUGACGGGCCCGGCUGCCGACGGCGCCGGGGUGGCGCAGCUUGCGGAGGGAGGGGGAGGGGGGUUGAGCGCGCAGCCGCUGCUUCGCUGGAUGCAGGACCAGCCCGGGGUGGAGCCGCUGCUGCCGAGCCUGGCCGUGGCGGCGUUGGCGCUCUUCGUCGGACGCGCCCUCGCCAGCGUGUACGAGUGCACUGUGUCGACCAUCUUUGUCUGCGCGAUGAGGGACGCGGAGGCGUACGGCGGGGCGCACGUGACAAGCGCGCUGCGGGCGAGCCUCAAGCUCGAAGGCAAGGGAGGGACGCGCAACUCGGCGGCGCUGGCGCGGGCCAAGAGCGCCAACAGCCGAGGCCUGGUCGUGCGAGGAAAGGGGGCGGAGGCCGACGUGGAGGCUGCUGCCGGCAGGGGAUACUUGAGAUUGUGGGAGUAG
Molecule: messenger RNA, 1005 nt
Organism: Emiliania huxleyi CCMP1516
Lineage: Eukaryota; Haptophyta; Isochrysidales; Noelaerhabdaceae
Exons: 2
Coding region: 1-1005 (334 amino acids)
Biological process (GO): transmembrane transport
Cellular component (GO): membrane
Molecular function (GO): transmembrane transporter activity
Source: RefSeq, a predicted model, not a curated record